This is a messenger RNA of Parasteatoda tepidariorum (common house spider), 440 nucleotides long. RefSeq lists its product as uncharacterized. The record is from RefSeq and is a predicted model, not a curated record. Lineage: Eukaryota; Metazoa; Arthropoda; Arachnida; Araneae; Theridiidae.
CGUCGGCGAGAUAGCUUUGAGCUUGGCUAUCAAUGAUAACAGAUAUUAUCAUUGACAACAGGCUGUGGGAAUAGUUGAUCGGCCACUGCCCUUGACAAACGAAAUAUUAUCAUUGAUAGUUAUCAUUGUUAGCCAAGGUCUUAACUAUCAGAUUGUAAUAAGAUUGAUCUUUAAUAACUGUUUAUUAUGAAGACUUAUUUUUUUGGAUUUUCAGUCUUAUCAGCUUUUUUAAUAACGUAUGGAUAUGAAGUGAACUUUCACCUGGAUGAAAAUAGAGAUGGGUGCCAAUGUUGGGCCAAUACCUGUGGAUGCUGUUUACGUAUAGUGGCACCAAAAAUCGGCUUGAAUGAUACAGCUUGUGUAAAUUUGACGUAUCUUCCUCAGGACUUAGGAAUAUCCUUCACUGUUACUAUAGAUAAGCUUACCAUUUAUAAUAAAAC